AUGAGCUCAUGGGAUGUCGAACGUAAACGUAAAUUGAACGAUGAAUUUGACAAUGUUAUUCGUGAACAUGAACGCCUACGAGAAGAUCUGAAUAGAGAUGACAAUCGAAUAUAUGAAUCUCUCGUUGAUUCUAUUGAUAAAUGGGAAAAAGAUGCUAUAAAAAAAAUUAAAAAAAUAGCUAAAACUGCUCGCAAUGAUCUUCAACAAAUACUAAAGAGUACUAAUGAUCGAUUACAACGUGCUUUACAUGAUACAGUCACAGAAGAAUUACAAGAAGCAUUACAGAAAAAAAUUAAUUGUACCGAAGCUAAUAUUGAUAAUUGGAUGGCAAAUUUAUCUGAAAUUCGUAAGCAAUUAGAAAAAGUUUCUUCAACAAUCGAAUUUUCACAUGAUCAAGUCAUUGAUUUAAUUAAAGUAAAACGAGAAUUUUCCAAAGAAAUGUUUCAACGAAUUAAUUUCGAUUAUAAAGAAUUUAAUUUUGAAAAAAUUCGUGGUCAUCCUACUUUUUAUAAAACUCAACAUCUUAUAAGUACUACACAUCCUGCAAUUAUUCUUAGUCGAAAUCAAUACACUACUGGUACACAUUUUUUUCGUUUUCGUAUUAAACAAACUAAUAAAGAACUAUUCUUUGGAAUAAUUAGUGAUAAAGAUCAUCAAAACUUAAAAGAAAAUAUUCAACCUAUUCAAUCAAUUCACGGCUGGUGGAAUAUUGAUCGUCGGGUUAUCGGUGGUCGAAAAGAACCAUAUGUAUCUACACUCAAUAUAUUUGAUAGUGAUGAAGUUGUAUUUAUAAUGAACUGUAGCGCACGUGAGAUUUUUCUUGAAUAUCCAUCAAUGACUAAAUUAAACUCAAUAAAAUUAAUUAAUAAUGGAUAUGAAUGUCCACCUCCAUGGAAAUUGUUGAUUGAAAUAGGCAAACCAGGUCAAUGUUUACUUAAAUUAGUCGAUUGGGGCAUAAUCGCACACGCAACAAGUCCUUCAGAUAGACAUGUACAUUGUUUUUGUUCAUCUGAUUAA
Rotaria sp. Silwood2 is the source of this 1017-nucleotide messenger RNA. The record is from the annotation of a GenBank genome assembly. Lineage: Eukaryota; Metazoa; Rotifera; Eurotatoria; Philodinida; Philodinidae.